Molecule: messenger RNA, 2423 nt
Organism: Linum trigynum
Lineage: Eukaryota; Viridiplantae; Streptophyta; Magnoliopsida; Malpighiales; Linaceae
Source: the annotation of a GenBank genome assembly
UCCUUGUGUCUACACGAAUCUCUAUAAUGAGUUUUUCUCUGCAUAUUUGAAUCGUAAAUAUGAGGUUUAAGCUAGUUGGAUAACUCUCCUCAUCAGCAAAUUAACAUAAAUCGAGAUGGUUGAUUCCAUUCGGGUCGAAAGUUUUGAAUUAUUGGACGAUGUACCGUUCAUAUUGAAUAGUUUUGAAUUAUUGGAUGUUGGAUGGACAAUGUCCUAGUACUUGAGCUCAAUAAGUGAGGUGGGGAAGAAAGCAACUAAGGAGGAAAAGUACAAUAUACACGAAUGCAAUGGCACCUUGCAUGAAAACGAAGUGGAGCACCAAAACUGCUCCCAAUUAGCCUGAGAUUAGUACAUUAUUAAGCUACUAAUCACCAUCACAAAUUGAAUUGUUAAAAACUAGUCGACGGAUGUGGAAGAAAGGACGAAGGAAUAAAGAUAAUUGCUAAAUCUUAAACUGCCUUUUCCUGUCCAAUUGUCAUUUUCAUCCAGCUGCAACCCACACAAUUGCAAAAUAUAAUAAUACACAAAUUGACCAAAUAAAAAAACAAAGAAAGCAAGCUCCACUUAUGCAAUGCUUCAAUUUGCCUUGUUCCAAUUCCUAAUGCUAGUGAACUCUUUUUCAUUUAUGAUCAAAAUGUGUUCUUGUCAAGGUUUAACCCAAGAGUUGGAAUGUGAAAGAUCACUGGGAGGAACUUGAGCUCCUGAAUUCAUGGUUGAGGUACAAGAUGAUCAAUUACCAUAAUAACUUGGAUUGGUGUCCAUGAGACAGUACCGGGAAAGUCAGCGGUAUGGUAUUUUAUGGUAAAACCGUGGUUUAACCGUAGUUCAAUCGUUAGUACGGUAAGUACCGCCUACCAGUUUAGCCUCUGAUACUGAUAUUUCGUGGUUGAACCGCCGAUACCGUACGGUUUCAUGGACCAUUUGGUGGUUCAAUUUCUUUUUUUUUUUCACAUACUGUGAUUCAUAUUUUGCUCGAUUGGGCUGGGCUGGGCUAAUAUUCGUAACCAUCCAGUUGGGCUGCGAUGUGGAUCUUUUUGACAAAACAGAUCCAUAAGCAAUUUUGGACGUUUGGCCCAUCAGCUAUUUUAAAAAAGAAAGGUUUAUAAGAGGUUAUGGGUUCGAAGCGGGAAUUUUUUCGGUCGGAUCACUUUUCUUUGCGGGGUCCCAUUCUUCACUUUUCAAUUCAUUUUCCAGUUUCGCAAACCCUCUCAACCAAAUCUCCGAUCGACUCUUCCCUCACCUCGCCGCCGUCCUCCUCCCGCCUCCGUUGCCGCUGUUACUGCAAAACCCAGCCGUAUAACAAGGAACUGAGUGGAGAGAUGGAUCCAGAUUCAGUUAAAUCGACUCUGUCGAAUCUAGCUUUUGGGAAUGUAAUGGCGGCAGCAGCUCGCAAUUACCAAAAGGAAAUACUUAAGCAAGAGAAGGCUCAGCCUUCUGCGAACCAAGAGAUUGACCUGGAUGAAUUGAUGGACGAUCCAGAGCUAGAAAAACUACAUGCUGACAGGAUCGCAGCACUGAAGAGAGAAGCUGAGAAGCGUGAAUCCCUAAAGAGGCUAGGACAUGGAGAGUACAGGGAGAUAACUGAAGGGGAUUUCUUGAGCGAAGUUACGAAGGGCGAUAAAGUGAUCUGCCACUUCUAUCAUAAGGAGUUUUAUCGCUGCAAGAUCGUGGAUAAGCAUUUGAAGGCUCUUGCUCCGAAGCAUGUGGAUACCAAGUUUGUCAAGCUGGAUGCCGAGAAUGCUCCCUUUUUUGUUGCUAAGCUUGGGAUCAAAACUCUGCCUUGCGUCAUACUUUUCAGGAAAGGGAUUGCAGCAGAUAGACUGGUGGGAUUCCAAGAUCUUGGCGGUAAAGAUGAUUUCCCAACUACAAGGAUCGAGAACUACUUCAUAAAGAAAGGUAUCAUUAGUGAGAAGAAGAACUGUAACGAGGAUGAAGAGGAAGAGUAUGAUGAAAGCCGUCGCAGGACAGUGAGAUCGUCUUUGGAUGCUGAUUCCGAUUCGGAAUAAGAGAGAACUAUGCAGCGGAUCACUUCUUUCUGCUUCGUAAAAUGUAUUUCUUUGUUGUAAUGUUGAUAAGUGUUGAAGUUCUUUCCUUUUUAGAAUUUUGAGUCCAGCUUCUUAGCAGUAAAACCCUGCUUCCGGUGAUUCUGAUUGUGUUUCCUGCCUAGUUCAGCUGCUGCGAUUGUUGUUAUUCAGAGAUUCUAGUUUGUAUGGUUGACAGAGUGUAUGGCAUGUUUCAUAGUAGUGAAGUGCCUAGCUGGUACAGACACAUACAGAGACUGAAUUCAGUAUAUGUAUCAGUCUAGCUCGGUUUUAAUCGGGUUUGUUUCUCUUUGCUUUGUCAAAUCACGUCAGAUCGUGAACGUUGCAUGUAUUCUUUAUGGUUCGAUUCAAUCCACACGUCAAUAUAUUCCAAUUCAAAUG